GCGGUCAGGUGUUGCCUCAUAUAGCGCGCGAGGGAGCUGUCCCGGUGCUGAAACCGGAGCCUGCAGGCACACGCCAAAGACGCGCGCGGGGGAAAUGCUCUUUUUGCUUUCAUCCAAACUCUGAGCUCCUACCACUCAUAACAAAUAAAAACCAAGGCGGCAUGACGCGUUCAUUAAGCAAGCUCUCAGCGCUUGUCCUGGUCUCUCUCCUCCACUCCGUGGCCGUGCAUGGCGCCUCCGUCACCCGUCAUCACCGGCUGCGAGGCGGAACCGGCACCCAAGAUGCAUACCUGAGCCCAAACUCUGACAUGAUCAAAGCCUUGGAGUACAUUGAGAGUCUGAAACGUCGCACGGACGACUCCGAAGGUCCUACUGGAGAUUACGACGAAGUGGACAAAUUCCGGCUUCUGGUGCAGCUCGCUUCACUUCGGGACGAGGACACGCCGCUACGCGAAGACGCUGCAAGUUGGCCCGAUAAUAAAGCACCAGAAUGGGUUAGAGCUCUGCUCAGGGUCCUGGAGCAAAGCUCAGACGGAGCGCUGGCCACCACAAACGAGCGCCGCUUUCACAAAAGCCGACGGCCGGCGACUGAAGCCGAAAGUCCAGCGCCGGAGAGCGGCGCCGUGGUAAGACCUCACAAGAAAUAUCCACUAAUGUUUGAGGACGAGGAAAACGUCCGGGGCAACAAACGAGCCACUGAGGACCUGAACGAGCAGUACACACCUCAGAGUCUGGCCAACAUGCGCUCUAUCUUUGAAGAGCUCGGGAAACUGUCUACUCAAAACCUGAAGAGAGACGAGACAGAGGAGGAGAAUGAGGAGGAAGAUGACGAGGGCGUGUACAGACCACGGAACCUGGCGUAUGAAGACGUGACCGGGGGAGAGGACUGGGUGCCGUUAGAGGAGCAGGUCGAGACCGAGGAGAUGGUUAAGGGCAGUCACGAAGAGUUUGACAGGGGCUUAGAAGACAGCGAGGAGGCGCGUGAAGCGAUCGAGAGACGAGCCGCACCUAAACUCGAAUCUAGCGAUAAUGCAGAUGACGACACCAAACUUGUGGACUACUUCUUGCUGAAGGUGAUGGAACUGAGCGAUCAGGCGCAGAAGAGAGACCUGACAGACGCGCAGAGCGGAAGGAGAAGAUUGCUGAACAUGCCCUCUCUGCUCGACCCAAGAGCCAUCAAGCAGCUGCUCUCAGCCGUUUCUAUGAAGCUCCAAAUCCCGCCUGAGGAUUUGGUCGGCAUGCUGUUUAUGGAGGAAACUCGGAAGCAGCAGCGUUUACCCGAACAGCAGGUGGCGAGAAAACCCAGCGUCCCUCGCUACCGGAGCCGCGUCAUCAAAUAUUAUAACGGGCGCCAACCGGAAGUCACAGUCGGCGACAUUCCCUCUGAUGUCAAAACCGAAGACAUUCUGAAGGUCCUGGGUCUGGGAAACCUGGCCAACAAGAACGCGAAGUACUUCGUCAAACCGAGACCGUAUAAAACGCCCAUAUCGAGAUAUUUCACUCCGAACGGACGACGCGGGAGUUUCUCGGUGUCCGAGCUGAACAGAGCGCCAAGCAAACGGAAGGACGAUUACGACGACGCGGUGGAUGAAGAUGAAGUGGCCACCUUUCUCGCCGCGAAACUUUUAACCGAGUACCCUGACAGCAGUUCAUCAGACCGCAAAAGAGCUUUGGACUCUUCUAACGCAUCGUUUCCGUACGACAUUUACGAGGAGGCGAUGAAAGAUUUCUUCGACCAGGUGGACACGGGGAAGGGCGCGCCCUCCAAAAGAGACACGCAGGGAAAAGACCAGGCGGAAGUGCAGCAAAAAACACCGACCGAGAUCGCGAUCCAGGAGCAGUCUGAGCAGCAGAUCCCCGAGUCUGUAACCGAAGGAGAGAAAGAGCAUCAUACCAAACUGGUUUCUGGGAUGUAGUGGGUAAGAAUAAACCACAUGGGAACAACAUUCCCCACGUUUCUCCUUACAAAUGCCUCGAUUUCCUCAAGAUUAACCAACGUAAAGUGCUUUAGGAUUAAAUUCUAUAUGAUGUACAUAAUAUAUCCUAUACAAAUGUGCAAGAGUAAAUUAUUAUUAUUUUUUGUCUGUUUUGGGUUCUUAGUGUUUCAAGUGUAUUUUUGCACCGUGCGUUAGUAUGAUGUGCCCUUAUAUUGAGCACUCCGGAGCUUGGUAUAGUCCUAUCGUAAGAGCUAUAUCAUUAUUAGACAAAGAUGGAUGUGAUGUCAUUUUGUACCUGUUCUGAAGUGUGAAAUGACGCAAAGAUUAAUAAAGCAUUACUGUAUUAUUUUUC
Messenger RNA from Silurus meridionalis, 2289 nucleotides. RefSeq names its product secretogranin II b (gene scg2b). NCBI's taxonomy places the organism in Eukaryota, Metazoa, Chordata, Actinopteri, Siluriformes, Siluridae. The transcript is spliced from 2 exons. The coding region runs from base 162 to 1916 and encodes 584 amino acids. The record is from RefSeq and is a predicted model, not a curated record. Gene Ontology annotation, cellular component: secretory granule.